CAGCUCUGCAGGACAGGGUUUGUUUUUUUUUUGUUUUUUUUGUUUUUACUGGACCUGUGCCAGUACCUGACCCCCACAGUGUGCGCUUGAAUGCAUCACCAGGCUGAGCACAUGCUGCUGUGGGAGUUGGACCCUCCUCAGUCUAUAAACACGUGUAUCUCCCUCCUCUGCUGGGUUAAACCCAAACUCUGAGUCCUGCAGCCUCCUUCUGCUCCUCACCGCCGCAGGAUUCAGUCCGGCCGGAGACGCUGUUCGCUCAGACAUGGACGCUUCUGGUAAAACCACAGAUGGAGCCAAAGAGGAUCUAAAAGCGGCUGAAUCGUGUGUUGGGGACUCCGGUGGAGCUCGUGGCUGCUGUCCGAGGAGGAUCUGCGGCUGCAUCCCGCCGCUGUACCGCAACGAGCUGCUGCAACUUCUCCAACUCGCGGGACCAGUGGUCAUUUCCCAGCUGAUGGUCUUCAUGCUCAGUUUCGUCAGCAUGGUGUUCUGUGGUCAUCUGGGGAAAACCGAACUAGCCGCAGUUUCCUUAUCGAUUGCGGUAGUGAACGUCACCGGUAUUUCCAUUGGCACCGGUCUGUCGUUAACGUGUGAUACACUCAUAUCUCAGACAUAUGGGAGCGGUAACCUGAAGCGUGUCGGCGUGAUUCUCCAGAGGGGGAUUCUGAUUCUGCUGCUGGCCUGUUUCCCCUGCUGGGCGGUCCUCAUCAACACCGAACCUCUUCUACUGGCUGUCAGACAGAGUCCAGAGGUGGCCAGACUCUCCCAGCUCUAUGUGAUGAUCUUCAUGCCGUCUCUGCCGGCUGCUUUCAUGUACCAGCUGCAGGGGAGGUAUCUCCAAAAUCAGGGAAUUAUAUGGCCUCAGGUUAUAACUGGAGCGAUUGCAAAUGUCCUGAAUGCAGUGAUCAACUAUGUCCUCCUGUAUCGUCUGGACAUGGGUGUGCUUGGAUCUGCAGCAGCAAACGCCAUCUCCCAGUAUGUGCUCGCUGUGUUCUUAUUUGUUUACAUCUGCGUCAGAGGGCUGCACAAAGCCACGUGGGGAGGCUGGUCGAUGGACUGUCUGCAGGAGUGGGGACCCUUCAUUAAGCUGGCCAUCCCCAGCAUGCUCAUGCUCUGUUUGGAGUGGUGGUUGUUUGAAAUCGGAGGGUUCCUGGCCGGUGUGAUCAGUGAGGCGGAGCUGGGAGCCCAGUCAGUCAUAUACCAGCUGACAGUCAUAGCUUACAUGAGUCCAAUGGGAUUCUCAGCUGCUGCCAGUGUGCGGGUUGGAAAUGCUCUUGGUGCAGGAAACAUCGAGCAAGCCAGGCUGUCAUGUAAAGUGCCCAUCGUCACUGCAUUCAUAAUUGCGUGCUUCGUUGGAGUUGGUCUCGGCCUCAGUAAAGAGGUCAUCGGAUACGUUUUCACCUCAGAGCCAGAGAUUUUGCAGAGGGUUUCUGAUGUCAUGACUGUAUUUGCUUUCACGCAUCUUGGUGAUGCCACUGCGGGAGUGACUGGAGGUGUUCUCAGAGGAGCAGGAAAACAGACCAUUGGUGCUAUGUGUAAUCUGGUGGGAUAUUACAUCAUUGGCCUCCCCAUCGGUGUGUCCCUGAUGUUUGCAGCCAAGUUGGGGGUUGUAGGAAUGUGGACUGGACUUACAGUUUCUGUUUUCGUGCAGUCAGUGGUCUUCAUCGUAUAUUUGUACAGACUUGAUUGGAAGAAGGCUGCUCAAGAGGCUCUUGUGCGAGCAGGAGUCCAGACUAAAGAAGAGAAAGAGAUGGUCGGGAUGGAAAAUAAAGACUCUAAUCACAACCAAACCCAGGUCAACAACUCUCCAUCCGGUUGUGAGAGGGCUGAGGAGGAGCACACAUACCAAGAGGUGGAUACUCCAGACAAGACUAAAUCCACCACCACAGUGGGAGAUCUUCUGUCAGUGACGCAACUGGUUCUACGUCGUGGCUUCACUUUGCUGGUCAUGGCUAUCAUACUUGCUGCUGGAGUCGUCAUCAACGAAUUCCUCACCGAGGUGCUCAAAAGACAGCUUUGAUGACAUAAAGCAGGGAGACUGACGACUGUCGGGUCUGAUGGCACAUGGUUGCCUUUGAUUAUAUACUUUUGUUAAUUGUGACUCAUCUUCUCUUGUGAAAGAAGCAAAAAGAAGAUCCAAGUGUCAACAGUUUGCAGCGUUGUGCAACAUUUUGCCAACAACCCUGGCAUAUGCAGUAUAACUGUGCAGACCCAGACAAACCAGAUAAUGAGCCAAAGAGAUCCCCAUGUUCACCAAGGGCUUUAAAGCUGCAGUAGUGAAAAUUAAGCCUAAAGUCAGCAUUGAUGCAUAAGUUCACCUUUAAACCCCAACCUUCUGAGUAAGUCAUAUUUGUAAGGCCGGUAUUAUACAUUCCAUGUACAUGAGAGUUCCCAUGUUGUAAAUUUUGUCAUAUCCCAUAUCCAUAUCAAGUCUGCAAGAGUCCUUCCACGGAUGUCUACAUGCAGCUCAAAGUUACUGUAAAAAAAUUACUGUACUUGUAAUUGAAUGCCAAAGAUAAGAUGUGGCCUUUUGGCAGGGACCUAAAGGUUUCUAAAGUCGAAGAAGUUCUUAUUUAAAAAGGUAAGCUUCCAGAGAUUAGGAGCAGCCACUAUGAAGGGUCAGUCGCCUCUACUUCCAUGCCUGGAUCAAAGAAAAUCCAGGAGCAUCUGGUUGGUUCAACUCAGUGCUUAACUGGGGUAUGAUGAUGUGAAAGUUUUGCUAAACAAGGUUUAACCUAUUUAAAACCUUUAAGACAAACAACAAACUCCUCAAAUCAGUCCUCAACAGACAGAAAACCAGUGGAGGUGGGCCAGUACUGCUGUUGUAUAUUUUCCCUGUUCAAAGAAGCUGGAUUUUGUAGCAACUGCACACGUCUGAUUUGGGACCACAUGCAAAGAAUUGCAGUAGUCUAACCACUUGGUUAGUACAGCAUAUAUAACUUUAAUCUUAAUUUUAAAAGGCAAGUUUUGCCCACUUAGUCGAUCUGUGAAAUUUGAAGGAGUGGUGGAGGAUCACUCCAAGGUUUUUUGCAGAAGACUGAUUAUAUGAACCCAAGGUGCCAAGUCUGCCAUCAGAGUCAUCCAAAAGAUCCAGUCGACCAAACAAAACGAUCUCUGUCUUAUUUUCUGUAGGACUGAGAAAGUUGAAAUCCAGGUUUUAAUAUAUUUGAAACAUUCCAGCAAGGACUGUCUGUCUAAUUUGUAUAUCAUCUGCAAAGCAAUGAGAAUUAAUUUCAUGUUUAAGCCCAAAUGGCAGCAAAUACAAUGAAAACAGGAUUGGGCCUAAAAUGGAGUCUUGAGGGAUCCCAUAAGUAAGCGGGAUGAUAGUUGAAGAAUAUUUACCCAACUGAACGGAAUAACUAAUGUCUGUCAGGCUUAAUCCACUGCCACACCACCCACUUUAGUAUUGUUAUUAUCUGAAAUGAACAAUAAAAAGCCGUGUGAUUGGAGAAGAUCGCCUGUCACACGCUACAGGAAAACUCGGCCAGAAAAACAAGAAGUCUCAUGUCCACUCAAACUAAUUGAAUUACAAUAUGCUGAGAGGUUAGUAUGAUAUUUUAUUGCCAAAUGAUGCCCAAGGAAAUACUGCCUACUCCGUCAUUUGUGGCCCGUUCAUGUUCUGUUUCUGAUAAAUGUGUGAUAAACAUCAGGCUGGCAUUUACUGUUAUAUACUGUCUCCUAGACCGUCCAUGUCUAGUAGAAGUGGGUUUUUUUUGGCUGAAUGGUGGCACUUGCCUAUAAGAGAUUUGUUGUGACUCCUUUUGACUACCAUGAUCUUACAGCUUUUCCAACUGUUUAAUGCGUGCCUUGAUACAGUGCCUUUAAUUUGCUCAAAUAAUGAAACUGAAACAGCUCUGAGUAGAGUCUUUUCUUCUUUUUCAUUCUGACAAAACUCUAACAUCCCCGUCUCAACUUUGAGGACAUCUGCUUUUGGACUUGUAUGUUGCAUAUGUAAACUAUUUUGGGAUUUUCCAUUGUUCCAAAAGCUUAACAGCGCUUCAGGUAUUAACAUAUGAUUGAAUAGUGGAUUCUGAGCUCCGUGAACAGUUAAUUCCAAGAUGUAUUGAUUUUAGAAUAACGUUUUGGCUCUCUGUACCUUCUGACCAACCAAAUAUAAAUAUGAGAAUAUUUUUAGCUGCAAGACGCAUAUAGUCACAUCUCAUCACACAGCAGAAUACUAUGCGUCUAUAAGAUUAAAUGAUAAACUCCUUCUUUUGUCGACCAGAGGGUUGUUGUUGCCAGAUCUAAACAGAAGAACGCCACUGUUAGGGUAUCUUGUUGUUCAUUUCAGAUUCAUUUUUGUUGAAGAAUAUUGUUUUAGUGCAUAUGUAGUUUUCAGUGUGCACCCAGUAUCCAACACUUGUUAUUUUAUACACUUUCAUUAAUGUUUGUCACAAAAAUGAAUUGACUGCCAAAUACAAAAGACGUGAAUCAAGGUGUAAUUCAGAAGUACCAAAUAAGCAUAUAAAUAAACUCAUAAAUAAUUAA
Molecule: messenger RNA, 4485 nt
Organism: Acanthochromis polyacanthus (spiny chromis)
Lineage: Eukaryota; Metazoa; Chordata; Actinopteri; Pomacentridae
Product: multidrug and toxin extrusion protein 1-like
Exons: 16
Coding region: 263-2017 (584 amino acids)
Biological process (GO): xenobiotic detoxification by transmembrane export across the plasma membrane
Cellular component (GO): membrane
Molecular function (GO): xenobiotic transmembrane transporter activity; antiporter activity
Source: RefSeq, a predicted model, not a curated record